Molecule: messenger RNA, 1515 nt
Organism: Aspergillus melleus
Lineage: Eukaryota; Fungi; Ascomycota; Eurotiomycetes; Eurotiales; Aspergillaceae
Product: putative COP9 signalosome subunit 2 (CsnB)
Exons: 4
Coding region: 1-1515 (504 amino acids)
Biological process (GO): protein deneddylation
Cellular component (GO): COP9 signalosome
Source: RefSeq, a predicted model, not a curated record
AUGUCGGACGAUGACGAUUUCAUGCAAGAUUCCGGUGACGAGGAGUACGACUUUGAAUACGAAGAUGCGGAUGAUGACGAGUCCGGCGACGUCGGGAUCGAAAACAAAUACUACAAUGCCAAACAAAUAAAGAUAGACUCCCCGGAGGAGGCGAUCGUGGAGUUCCUAGGGGUACCGCCACUAGAGGAGGAGAAAGGCGACUGGGGAUUCAAAGGUCUCAAGCAAGCCAUCAAAUUGGAGUUCAAGCUCGGGCGGUAUAGCGAUGCCGUCGAACACUACAGGGAACUGCUUACCUACGUCAAAUCGGCCGUCACGCGAAAUUACUCCGAGAAGUCUAUCAACAACAUGCUCGACUAUAUCGAGAAGGGAUCGGACGACGACAAAGCCUACCAGUGCAUGGAGGAGUUCUAUUCACUGACCCUCCAUUCUUUCCAGAACACGAAUAACGAGCGUCUAUGGUUGAAAACGAACAUCAAACUCGCCCGCCUCUGGCUAGAACGCAAGGAAUACGGCCAACUGAGUAAAAAGGUGCGGGAACUACAUCGAGCAUGUCAACGCGAAGACGGAUCGGACGACCCGAGUAAGGGCACGUACCUACUUGAACUGUAUGCGCUCGAGAUUCAGAUGUACGCGGAGACGAAGAACAACAAACGGCUGAAGGCUCUAUACCAGCGCGCCCUCCGCGUGCGGUCCGCCGUGCCACAUCCCAAGAUCAUGGGUAUCAUCCGAGAGUGUGGAGGCAAAAUGCACAUGAGCGAAGAAAACUGGGAGGAGGCGCAGAGUGACUUUUUCGAAUCAUUCCGCAAUUACGACGAAGCGGGUUCGAUGCAGCGGAUCCAGGUCCUCAAGUACCUCGUGUUGACCACCAUGUUGAUGAAAUCGGACAUCAAUCCGUUUUAUUCGCAAGAGACCAAGCCCUACAAGAGCGACCCGCGCAUCUCCGCGAUGACCGACCUAGUCGACGCCUUCCAACGAGACGACAUCCACGCCUACGAAGCCGUUCUCAGCAAAAACCCCGACGUGCUAGCCGACCCAUUCAUCGCGGAGAACAUCGACGAGGUGAGCCGGAACAUGCGAACCAAGGCGGUCCUCAAACUCAUCGCGCCUUACACCCGAUUCUCGCUCAGCUUCAUUUCCAAACACAUCAAGAUCUCGGUGCCCGAAGUGCAGGAUAUCCUUAGCUUCCUAAUCCUUGACAAGAAGCUCAACGCCAAAAUCGACCAAGAGAGUGGAACCGUGUUAGUGGAAAGUGCUAGCGACGUGGAUCGACUACGAUCUUUGGAGGAGUGGAACGCAUCGCUUCGGACCCUCUGGCGCGCCACCCUAGACGAUGCGGAAGGAUUCAAGAGCGACGAGACCUCGCAGCUCCAUGGGCUAAGAGGCGGACCGGCCUUCCCGUCGGGCUUCGGUGAUGAGAUGCCCGCAGGGGGCGGACGUGCUGGCAGUCACCGAUUACGGAGUGCAGGGUGGAAGGGCAAAGGCGCGGCGAAAGCAGCAGGACCCCGGGGAUUUUAA